Molecule: messenger RNA, 1455 nt
Organism: Uncinocarpus reesii 1704
Lineage: Eukaryota; Fungi; Ascomycota; Eurotiomycetes; Onygenales; Onygenaceae
Exons: 1
Coding region: 1-1455 (484 amino acids)
Biological process (GO): protein ubiquitination; ubiquitin-dependent protein catabolic process via the N-end rule pathway
Cellular component (GO): cytoplasm; ubiquitin ligase complex
Molecular function (GO): ubiquitin protein ligase activity
Source: RefSeq, a predicted model, not a curated record
AUGGCUAAAAAGACUGGCAAGAAAGCGGCUGAUGUUGUCUUCGAGCCGAAAUUGAAACCAAUACCCAACGGGCUUUUUGCAAAUCUUACUCAGUUCACGCAGACACCUUUAUUCGCUCAGAUUAUACACCAAUGUCUUGAAUAUUGCUUGAUGUUUAAAAUCUGUACUCCUGGUGUUACGGCAACCAGAGUCGAAGCUUUGCUUCAUAUGGUUUUGCAUUUAUUGCUUUUGGCGGUAAUGGAAGACGCUACCAGCGAAGAGAAUAUUAUACUGGAGAGUGUCACGAAAUCAUUUACUUCGCACGCUCUUUGCCGAUCCAAGUCUACGCAGCUCGGCGAGCUCACUAUUGUCGGUCUGCUCCAACAUAUUUCGACCGUGCCCGAGUUCGAGUCCUGCGGUCCAAAAAUUUGCCAUAUUCUCAAGCGUCUUUGGCAAAAGAGGCCUCAGACAUAUGUCGAAGCAACGGAGGGUCUCAAAUUUCCCUACGACACCAUUGAAUCACCCUCACCCGCACCUGGGGUAGAUAGCGAACUGGACCUGAAGAAGAAACGUGCGCUAGAUAGGCAGGCGAAGAUUAUGGCCCAAUUCCAGCAACAACAACAAAAUUUCCUGAGCAAUCAAGCCGACAUUGACUGGGGUGAGGAGGAUUUGAGCGCGGAUGAGGAAGCAUCGGUUCCUAGUUCGACAGAGAAGAAGCUAUGGAAAUACCCUACGGGAAAUUGUAUUCUGUGCCAGGAAGAGACGAACGAUUCGCGAUUGUACGGAACCUUUGCCCUGAUGAUGGACAGUGCGAUGUUUCGGCAAACCGACGUACGAGAUGCGAGUUAUGUAAGAGAAGCCAUGAAUUGUCCGUCGAGCUUGGACCGACCAGCAGAUGCAAUUCGCCCAUUUGGCAUGGCCAGCGAGAACCGUGAAAAGGUACGCCGGCUGGAUUCAACAGGAGGAGAGGUUAUUACGGAAAAGCAAGGUCUUGGGAGUGGUUUUCCUCCAAAUCAGGUUGUCAGAUCACCCAUUAUGACGGGCUGUGGGCAUAUCAUGCACUACACCUGUUUCGAGACGUAUUGCGCUGCAACCUAUAGACGUCACAGCCAUCAAGUUGCUCGCAACCAUCCCGAGCGGUUGAUGCUAAAGGAAUUUGUCUGCCCGCUCUGCAAAGCAUUGGGGAAUGCUUUCCUGCCAAUCAUUUGGAAGGGGAAAGAAGAAUCCUAUCCCAAUGUGCUAGCCACCAAUGAGACCUUUGAAGAGUUCUUGGAAGGGAAGCUCGUGCAGUCUGUUUCUCGGUUUCGCAGCCAUGCCUUGAUCAUGGAGAGUGACAAGCUACACACUUCCGGCUAUCAGAAUUUCUUCGUCGACUAUGUCUCCAAGAACAUCAUCUCUCCCUUGUCGAACAAAGUGGAACAGCUCGUCACACCGACCAUUCCGUCCCUGACCCUUGCGCCGCCAGCUCCAGAAUGA